Molecule: messenger RNA, 563 nt
Organism: Sebastes umbrosus (honeycomb rockfish)
Lineage: Eukaryota; Metazoa; Chordata; Actinopteri; Perciformes; Sebastidae
Gene: ndufa2
Product: NADH:ubiquinone oxidoreductase subunit A2
Exons: 4
Coding region: 88-453 (121 amino acids)
Source: RefSeq, a predicted model, not a curated record
GGCUCAAACCGCCCAGUGAGGAGCCUGUCAGUCUGAGCUCCGGGCUGUUAACCCUCCCGCUGUCCUUGACAGAAACAGGAAGCUGAGAUGAUGGCCGCUGCAGCGAGAGGACUGGUGGGGAGGACACUCAGAGGACUACAGGGAGGACUCGGCUCCGUGGUAGUGAGGGGACUCCAUGGGGGAGGUCUGGGUAAAAGCCUCCGAGAGAUCCGAGUCCAUCUCUGCCAGAACUCUGCAGCCAGCCAGGGAGCCAGAGACUUUGUGGAGCAGCACUAUGUGACUCUGAAGAGGUCUAACCCAGACUUCCCGAUCCUGAUCAGAGAGUGUUCUGGAGUCCAGGCCCGGGUCUGGGCCCGCUACGAUCUGGGUAAGGAACGCAGCGUCUCAGUGGACAACAUGUCAGCUGAUCAGGUGGCCGGCGCUCUGCAGACUCUGGUCCAGUCCAAACCUUGACCCCCCCGCCCCCUCCGUCCCUGCUGAAGUGGUUCAGUCCAAACUGGCUUCAUUCAUUCAGUUUGUAUGUAAAUGUGUUGAUAUGAAUAAACCUCAAUAUGAUUAAUGUC